Messenger RNA from Penicillium samsonianum, 1620 nucleotides. RefSeq names its product carotenoid oxygenase family protein. Lineage: Eukaryota; Fungi; Ascomycota; Eurotiomycetes; Eurotiales; Aspergillaceae. Gene Ontology annotation, molecular function: carotenoid dioxygenase activity. The record is from RefSeq and is a predicted model, not a curated record. Bases 1 to 1620 code for a protein of 539 amino acids. Gene Ontology annotation, biological process: carotene catabolic process. The transcript has a single exon.
AUGGCGACACUAAGGCCAGAAGUCCUGCAGGCUGAACUCAAAAUACCAACCAACAACAACCAGCAUGAGAACCACUUCGGGCUCACCUCGCCGUGGGAACACUACUACCAUCCUCGCGACACUGCUCCUCAGGGUCGAUUUGAAUGUGAGAUGGACGAGAUGGUCGUUUUUGGUGAUCUUCCUAGGGAGAUCAGCGGUACCUGGUAUCGGAUACUCGUCGAUCCUCACUUUUGCCCGCAGGUGGGAAUCCCCUUCGUCGACGGGGAUGGGCAUGUCUGCGCCUUCCGUAUCCAGGACGGCAAGAUCUCUAUGAAAAUCAAAUAUAUCCACACUGAGAGAUGGCUGUUGGAGCGAAAAGCUGGUCGUCGCCUCUUUGGUCGUUACAGAAACCCCUACGACAUUCACCCGUCUGUGCGAUUUGCGAAUGACAGCACCGGAAAUACCAAUAUUAUCUACUGGGGCGGCAAUGUCCUCGCGUUGGCUGAGAGGGGAUUACCGUACGCCCUAGAUCCGGACACCCUUGAAACAAGGUGUGCGGAUCCAUAUGGUGGUCAGGUAGCUGCGAUGACCUUUGCGGCCCAUCCCAAAGUCGAUCCCCACAAGAAUGAGCUGGUAACUUGGAGCUAUUCAGCCAAGGGUCUAAGCACUCCGGACAUUUGCACCUACUCGGUUGAUCCCACUGGGCGGAUCUUUAAUGAACACUGGUUCAAGCAGGAUAAGCCUGGGUGGCCACACGAUGGCUGGAUCACUGAAAAUUGGAUCAUCCUUUCCAACAUGCCAUUCGGCGUCAACACGGAUGAAGUGAUGAAGGCUGGGGGUGACUACUGGAGCUUUAUUCCUGAUCAACUCUCGGAAUUCCUGGUCACUCCACGCAAUGCAAGCUCUCCGAAUCACCCAGACUGGAAGCCUGGCGAGUUCCGAAAGUAUACCGCCCCUCACGGCCUGAUCAUCCACAGCGGCAACGCAUGGGAAGAAGAAGGUGGCUUCUUGAAGCUUGAAAGCCACUUCGUCAGCUUCAACGUCUUUGACUUUUUCAACCCAAAGGACUACGAUGGCCCCAAAGGCAAGCCUAGUGGCGAUUGGAAACGCUGGACUAUGGAUCUUUCCAACCCUGAUGGAUCUGCCUUACCGCCACCUGAGACACUGUUAGAGGGGAUCUUUGAUUUUCCCAUUUUCGACGAGCGGAAGACGGGCUACAAGUCUAAGAUCGUGUAUCUGACAGGUAUGAUAGCUCCAGAACAAAGGGAUAGACCCCGCUUCAACGCAAUCAUAAAGUUGAACACGGAGACGGGCGAGAAAUCAAUAUUCCACGCUGCCACCGACGGUAGUGUUGCAGAGCCUGCAUACAUCCCUCGGGGACCUGCCUGUGAAGAAGGCGAUGGCUGGGUCAUAUUCUAUAUGGAGAGGGACUCGUCCCCAAAGGGGGAAUUGAUCAUACUUGACUCCAAUGACUUCUCAAAGCCGGUCUCCAUUGCGCAAUUGCCUUUCCAAACACGCAAUCAGGUGCAUGGAAAUUGGGUUCCAAACCCCCACCCUGAGACUCCUCUGCCAAUGUUGACGGGUCAUAUUGAAGAUGUCGUGCCCAGCACCAAGUACUCACAACUGAAUAGGCUUCAAUAG